AUGUCUGAGGUGCUCUCCCGACUGAAUAAACAGAAUUGUAGAUUGGAGGUAGACACUGUAGUCCCAACAGACCCUCCCCCCAUUAAGAAAUUACAUGGGGAGGAUCUAAAGUAGUUGCCUUCAAUCAGCCGUUUGCCUUUAAAAUAGUGUUUGUCAGGGCUGCUUUUUUUGUCAUAGGAACUCCUUUGCAUACUAGGCCAUGUAACCCUGAUGUAGCCAAUCCUUCAAAAGCUUACAUUAGGCCCUCUAAGAAGAGCCCUGUGAACUCUUGGAGGAUUGGCUACAUCAGGGCUGUGUGGCCUAAUAGGCAAAGGAGUUCCUGCGACAAAAAAAGUCUUGGCAUUCGUGAAUCCUGAAAACCUCCAGCCAUAAAGCACUUUUCCAUAUUUGCUUUUCUCCUGGAUGCUCUGCUUGGAAAUUCACCUCCUUCUCAAGGAAGACAUUUUGCUCCCCUACUCUGCCGCUGGAGCUCCCUGGAGGACCUUCAGCCUGGCCUACCUCACCAGGAUGCUCCUCUCAACAGACAUGAGGCAGUGAAUGACAGUUCCAGAGGUGAACAUUCUCAAUCAGAGAUGCAGGAGGAGCAGGUGAGGAGGACCAGAGCCCCUGAAAGCUGGGUCCAGAAGCGCACCCGUCAGCCCGUCAGGAUCGAUGCCUCGCAGCUGCCUUUACGCAACUCCGAUUCAGAAGAUGAAGAGCCAGCAAAGAAGAAGAAGAAGCUGUCCUUUCAGGGCCCUGGCGAGGGAUCUGGCUUCUCCGCGCUGCUUCAGCCCAUACACUUGACAGUGAAGGGGACAAAAUGGCUGCUUCUACCUUAUGCUUUCUCAAAGAAAGUGUCUGACAACUCCCGGCAACACGAAGAGCCCGAACUGGCUGAAGUCCCAGGGUCUUCUUCAGAGGCCACGACAACUUCCUCUCCAUCUGCCACCACGGCAGCAGCUAAGAGUGGGAAUAAAGAAUACAAGGAAGAGAGCGACACCAACACAACAACUCUUUUAGCCGAGCCUGAAAAGAUAAAAGAGGGGGCUGAAGAAGAAGCCGGAAAGGUGCAAGAGCAUCUUGUGGACAGAUGAAUCCUUCUAAUGAAACCAAAUUGAGAUUGAUCUUGAUGUGGUUUUGAAGGGAACAGGUUGUUAUGGGAGAGGAGGGAGAGGAGAUUUCACAUAAUAGGCCGUGUAAAUUGACAUGUUUUAUGGAUGUGGGGGUUGGGGGUUGAAUCACAUGUCAGUUUUCUACUGUGAGCUCUUUCAGGUUCAGGGUCUCUCUUUCUACCUGACUCACAUUGCUCAUGUAUACUGAUCCAUCAUAAAGAUACUGGGUUUUUAAAACAGUGUGCUCUGUUCAUAUAAUCUGGUUUUGUACUGAUUGAAUUUGAAAUAAAAUCACUGUGUCUGCA
This is a messenger RNA of Heteronotia binoei (common prickly gecko), 1396 nucleotides long. RefSeq names its product proline-rich protein PRCC-like. NCBI's taxonomy places the organism in Eukaryota, Metazoa, Chordata, Lepidosauria, Squamata, Gekkonidae. The record is from RefSeq and is a predicted model, not a curated record. Bases 573 to 1073 code for a protein of 166 amino acids. The transcript has 3 exons.